AUGAAGAAAAGAAGAGCCUUUCUUCUCCUUCACCUUCUUCUUCUUCUUCUUGCGCCGUUUUCUAAACCUGAUUCAGAUGGAGACGCAAAAGCCAUGCUCUCACUCAAGCAAAGCUUAAACCCACCUUCCUCUCUCGGAUGGUCCGACCCGGACCCGUGUAAAUGGACCCACGUCGUGUGUACAGAGUCCAAACGAGUGACCCGGAUCCAAAUCGGGCACUCGGGUCUUCAAGGUACACUCUCUCCUGAUAUCCGCAACUUAUCAGAGCUCGAAAGGCUCGAGCUUCAAUGGAACAACAUCUCCGGCUCUGUUCCUUCACUAAGUGGUUUAGCUUCAUUACAAGUCUUGAUGCUUAGCAACAACCACUUCGAAUCAAUCCCUAAUGACAUCUUCCUAGGCUUGUCUUCAUUACAAUCUUUCGAAGUCGACAACAAUCCAUUUCAAUCUUGGGAGAUUCCAGAGAGCUUGAGAAACGCCUCUGCUCUACAGAAUUUCUCGGCGAAUUCCGCUAAUGUCUCAGGGAAAUUACCCGGUUUUCUCGGACCGGAUGAGUUUCCCGGUUUAUCGAUCUUGCAUUUGGCUUUCAACAAUCUUGAAGGUGAAUUGCCGUCCGGUUUAUCCGGCUCUCAGAUUCAGUCACUGUGGCUUAACGGUCAGAAGCUAACGGGUUCGAUCAAUGUUCUACAGAACAUGACUAGUUUAAGAGAAGUGUGGCUUCACUCGAACGGGUUUUCGGGUUCUUUGCCCGAUUUCUCGAGUCUUAAGUCGCUUGAGAGCUUGAGCUUGAGAGAUAACUCGUUCACUGGUCUUGUUCCUGAUUCUCUGAUGAGUCUUGAGUCACUGAAAGUUGUGAACUUGACGAACAAUCAUCUCCAAGGACCAGUUCCUCUGUUUAAAUCCUCUGUUUCGGUUGAUUUGAGUAAAGACACUAACAGCUUUUGCUUGCCUAGUCCUGGUGAGUGUGAUCCUAGAGUGAAGUCUUUGCUUUUGAUCGUUAGCUCCAUGGAUUAUCCGGUGAGGUUAGCAGAGAGCUGGAGAGGAAACGAUCCUUGCACUAACUGGAUUGGCAUUGCUUGUAGCAAUGGAAACAUUACGGUUAUCAAUCUUGAGAAAAUGGGUCUAACCGGAACGAUUUCUCCCGAGUUUGGUUCGAUCAAAUCGCUUCAAAGGAUCGUUCUUGGUGUCAACAAUCUCACCGGAACGAUUCCUCAAGAUCUUGCAACGUUGCCUAAUCUCAAAACGUUGGACGUUUCGAGUAACAAGCUUUACGGAAAGAUCCCGGCUUUUCGAAGUGAGGUGGUUGUGAAUGCGAAUGGCAAUCCUGACAUUGGUAAGGAUCAAAGCUCUUUAUCUCCUCAUGGCUCUUCUUCUCCACAUUCAGGUGGUUCUGGUUCAGGAAUUGAAGGUGGUGGAGAUGAGAGAAGAGUAAAGUCUUCAUCUUUCGUUGGAAUCAUCGUUGGUUCUGUUCUUGGAUCUCUGUUUUUGAUCUUCUUGAUUGGUUUGUUAGUGUUCUGCUGGUACAAGAAGAGGCAGAAGCGGUUCGCAAGAGGAGAGAGCUCGAACGCGGUUGUUGUGCAUCCGAGACACUCUGGCUCUGACGACAAUGAGAGUGUUAAAAUCACAGUGGCGGGGUCAAGCGUAAGCGUUGGAGGGGUAAGCGAGACGUACACGCUUCCUGGUACGAGCGAGGUGGGAGAUAAUAUCCAAAUGGUGGAAGCGGGAAACAUGUUGAUCUCAAUCCAAGUGCUACGUUCUGUUACCAACAACUUCAGUGAAGAUAACAUCUUGGGGAGAGGAGGUUUCGGUGUUGUUUACAAAGGAGAGUUGCAUGAUGGAACCAAGAUUGCGGUUAAGAGGAUGGAGAACGGUGUGAUUGCUGGUAAAGGACUUGCGGAGUUUAAAUCGGAGAUUGCGGUUUUGACAAAGGUUAGGCAUCGCCAUUUGGUAACGCUUCUUGGUUAUUGUGUUGAUGGGAACGAGAAGCUUCUUGUUUAUGAGUGUAUGCCUCAAGGGACGUUGAGUAGGCAUUUGUUUGAUUGGUCAGAGGAAGGGCUUAAGCCUCUGUUGUGGAAACAAAGAUUGACUUUGGCGUUGGAUGUUGCGAGGGGUGUUGAGUAUCUCCAUGGUUUAGCUCAUCAGAGCUUCAUUCACAGAGAUCUUAAGCCUUCGAACAUACUUCUUGGCGAUGAUAUGAGGGCGAAAGUCGCAGACUUUGGACUCGUUCGCCUCGCCCCUGAAGGGAAAGGAUCGAUUGAGACUAGAAUUGCUGGAACAUUUGGUUACUUAGCACCCGAAUAUGCAGUUACGGGUCGAGUAACCACGAAGGUCGAUGUGUAUAGCUUCGGUGUAAUUUUAAUGGAACUCAUAACAGGAAGAAAGUCUCUAGACGAAUCGCAACCAGAAGAGAGCAUUCACUUGGUCUCUUGGUUUAAACGAAUGUUCAUCAACAAAGAAUCAUCAUUCAAGAAAGCAAUAGACCCAACGAUAGACCUCGACGAAGAAACCCUAGCCAGCGUUCACACCGUUGCUGAGCUAGCAGGCCAUUGCUGUGCCCGAGAGCCUUACCAGAGACCAGACAUGGGACACGCGGUCAACAUUCUGUCUUCCCUCGUGGAGCUAUGGAAACCGUCUGAUCAGAAUCCGGAAGACAUAUACGGUAUCGAUCUCGACAUGUCUCUGCCUCAAGCUCUUAAGAAAUGGCAAGCUUAUGAAGGAAGAAGUGAUCUUGAAUCUUCUACUUCAUCGCUUUUACCUAGCUUGGACAACACGCAGAUGAGUAUUCCCACUAGACCUUAUGGAUUUGCAGAGUCUUUCACUUCUGUAGAUGGACGAUGA
Microthlaspi erraticum is the source of this 2835-nucleotide messenger RNA. The record is from the annotation of a GenBank genome assembly. NCBI's taxonomy places the organism in Eukaryota, Viridiplantae, Streptophyta, Magnoliopsida, Brassicales, Brassicaceae.